AUGUCUCAGAGUCUUCAGUCUCACUAUAAAUCCCCCAACCAUUGGCGCGAGGCGCAUGGAGAUAAGAAGGGUGGAACCCCACAGGACGGGGUGAAAACGGACAAGGGCAAGAUCUUGAAGGUUUCAUGGGAUGGGAGUGUUGAUUCAUACAAUGCAGCAAAGUUGGAGGAGCUCUUCCAGAAAUUUGGCAAAGUUGAAGACAUUGUUAUCAAGACAAGGAAAUCAAGGAGUAAGGGCUCAGCAGUUGUAGUAAUGGGCUCCAAAGAAACUGUACAUGGAGAAAUCCAUGACAAGUUUGGAGUGGUUAUCCAGAGAGCAAACCAAAUUCUAAAAAGUUACCAGGCAACUAGUUAUUAG
Miscanthus lutarioriparius is the source of this 357-nucleotide messenger RNA. The record is from the annotation of a GenBank genome assembly. NCBI's taxonomy places the organism in Eukaryota, Viridiplantae, Streptophyta, Magnoliopsida, Poales, Poaceae.